Molecule: messenger RNA, 1329 nt
Organism: Pichia kudriavzevii
Lineage: Eukaryota; Fungi; Ascomycota; Pichiomycetes; Pichiales; Pichiaceae
Exons: 1
Coding region: 1-1329 (442 amino acids)
Biological process (GO): coenzyme A biosynthetic process
Cellular component (GO): nucleus; cytosol
Molecular function (GO): pantothenate kinase activity; ATP binding
Source: RefSeq, a predicted model, not a curated record
AUGACCUUGAAUGACAAUACCCAUAUAAACCAGGUAGGUCCAAGUGCAGGAACUGACACUGAGAUUAGCAAGGGCACACCUGCAUCCGAAUAUGACUUCACGGUGGACGAGAACAACUAUUCAUCAGCUGCAACUAGCGGCACAUCAUCCAGGCAGAGUAGUAUAUAUAGACACAACCAUUGCAGUAACCAAAAACCUCUCAACGUGCUGAAUGCUCACAUUGUCAAUGAUUCCAAUCAGUAUGUUUUCGACAAUAUACCAGAGACCAAAGAUAUUUGUCUACCAAACCAUUCAAUAGACGACAUUAAUGAGAUAUCAGUGGAUAUUGGUGGCUCAUUAGCUAAAGUAGUUUACUUCACCAAGGACCCAAUCAACGAAGAAGGAGUCAGACUGAAUUUUUACAAAAUUGAGACGGAUAAAAUAGACAGAUUUAUUGAGUUCUUGAAUGAUAUAAUAACGAAAAAUUUCCCCGAUCGAAGCAGGACUGAAGUUACAGUUAUAGCCACUGGUGGUGGUGCCCACAAGUACCACGACAAGCUAGUUGAAAAGCUGAACUGCAAAGUACAAAAGGAAGAUGAGAUGCAAUGUUUGAUUAUAGGAUUGGAUUUCUUUAUUACUGGUAUCAAGAAUGAGAUUUUCUAUUAUGACGAAGAUGACAAUAAAUAUAUUGAAAUUGAGCAGGAUGAUGAAUCGUCAAGCCCAGAGUCAGUCUACCCGUACUUAUUGGUCAACAUUGGAUCAGGUGUUUCAAUGAUCAAAGUUACUGGUCCCAAUGAGGGCAAUUUUGAAAGGGUUGGGGGUUCCUCACUUGGAGGGGGUACUUUGUGGGGGUUGCUUUCGAUUUUGACAGAUUGUAACAGUUUUGAUGAAAUGCUCGAGAUGGCUUCAUUGGGGAACAACGAAAAUGUCGAUCUAUUAGUUGGUGAUAUUUAUGGGAAAUCUUACAACAAAAUUGGACUAAAAUCAAAUCAUAUAGCUUCAUCAAUGGGUAAAGUAUUCAAAGAAGUUUUAGAUACCAAAACUGGUGAAAAAUUAUCCAGAAUGGAAAGACUGGAGAAGUUCGAUCAGCGAGACAUUGCAAGAUCGAUGCUUUAUGCUGUCUCGUACAACAUUGGACAAAUUUCAUAUUUGCAGGCCCAACGUUACGAUCUAAAGAAAAUCUAUUUUGCAGGCUCAUAUAUUAGAAAUCACAAUCAAACAAUAAGGACGUUGAGUUUUGCAAUUGAUUUUUGGUCUCAGGGUGAGAAGAAGGCAUACUUUUUAAACCACGAGGGAUAUUUAGGAGCAAUGGGAGCCUUUUUGAUGCGUCGAAAUGAACCAAUCCAUUGA